UGCUACUUGCUCUUAUUUACUUGGCGAGCUAGCAAACCUGGAUAUAGCAAACAUCGUCUAAGGAAUUUGAAACGCGUCGCGGAUACAUUUUGACACCAUUUCUUUUGUAGAAUCUUUUUCUACAACGUAAAAUUGAAUUAUCUUUAUAAUUUUGUGCAGCUACCACCGAUAUAACCGUGAUAUAUUUUUGGGUAGUGUUUUUCCCUUCAUUCAAGAGCUAAAUAUAGAACGAUGAACUUACAAACCAGGUUCACGAAAGCAUUAGAUGUUGGUUACAAGAAUUUUCUAUCAAGAGAUGCUGUUAAAACCAUCUUUUCUUACGAUAAUCGUUUGAGGGAAGAGCUACACAAAGAAUGCAAGUUACACCAGAUUCCUUACAAAGUUCCUUCCGACUUAAUGGUUCAGAACGUAAAUGAUCCAAGAAAAACCAAGGUUUUUAACUACUCUAGUCAGUUAGUCAACCAUGACUUCUUCUUUUCUGGUAUAAUUUCUCAGGAUCGAUUUUCUGAGGAUGCUGAUCUUGGAGCAGUAAAUUUAAAGCCGGGAAUCGAUGCAUCCUUUGGAUCUUUCAAUGAACUUCGUACUCAGCUAAUUGAAGUUGGCAACUCUAUUUUUGGCGAUGGAUGGCUAUGGCUAGUGUAUAGUCCCGAGCGCUCUCUCUUUUCUCUACUUUGUACUUACAAUGCGUCCAACGCUUUUUUAUGGGGAACAGAAUUUCCUAAAACCAGGACAAAAGAAAUAGUUCCAUUAUUAUGCGUUAACCUAUGGCAGUAUGCUUACUUACAAGAUUAUGGCAUUAAUAACAAGGAAAAAUACAUCUCCAAUUGGUGGAACUUGAUUAAUUGGUCAGUUGUGAAUAAUCGAUUCCAAGCCAGCCGUAUGGAACCACUUUGAGUUUCUUUGAUACAAAUUUUAUUUUUGGCAAGAGAUUAGCAUAAGCAAGAGUUGGAAUAAAUUAAUGCUCAAUUCUCACGAAAGGACCCCAACCUUGCUGCACCAUUACCUUUCCCAUUCCUAGUUCAGUGUGAAGUAUAAUCUGUAAUAAAAUUGGCAAGAAUGGAAUUUUUUGCAAUAUAGGAAAGCGCUUCUCAAACUUAAUAAAAACGGCAUUUAUCGCAAACUGAAAAAGUAUUCCUGGGUUCGAAUGACCUAUGACACUCCAGAAAGCAAAAUCAUGGUACAGACCUGAAACAAGAAAAGCGGCUAAACUUCCUAGAAAUUUGCUCUUGGUGAGCUUGUAAACAGGUUCCCAUCCUAGUGUUCGGAAGUAUGGCUUGGUCCAUACAUGCCAGUCUCUCGACCAGAAAUCGUGAACCGAUUUCGUCUUGAUUAGAUUUUUCAUCAAUGGUGGAAAGUCGCGUAUGUCCCAAAUUCUAAGUGGAAUACUAAGUACAGUCAUCGUAUAAUAACAGUUAUUCAAAACCAAAUAAACGUAAAGUGAUCUAAUAAAAGGGAGAAGUAAACGUAA
Molecule: messenger RNA, 1468 nt
Organism: Schizosaccharomyces cryophilus OY26
Lineage: Eukaryota; Fungi; Ascomycota; Schizosaccharomycetes; Schizosaccharomycetales; Schizosaccharomycetaceae
Product: ribosomal protein subunit S26
Exons: 1
Coding region: 232-894 (220 amino acids)
Biological process (GO): superoxide metabolic process
Molecular function (GO): superoxide dismutase activity; metal ion binding
Source: RefSeq, a predicted model, not a curated record